AUUUUAGGUGCACUACUGCGACCGAGCCAUGGGGUUUGGUGGAGGAAACUGACAUGUAACUGACGCUCCGAGCUGUAAUAGUGUUUGCGCUCGCAGUCCGACAGAACAGCGGCGGAUUACGGGAACGGGUUUCUUCAGGAUUGACAGAUCCGUUGCUCAUCCCUUAUGGGUGAAUCCGGGCCACGUCGCUCCACCCUGGUGUCCAGGUUGCCCAUUUUCAGGCGCAGUGUGAGGAAGAGGCAGGACUCCCUGCCAUCUUCCCCAUCCUCUGGGGGUGUAGGAAAUGGUGUGCACACGUCGUCUCCGUCGAGCACCAACUCAAGCUCCAGCAGCACGGGAAAGCGGCGCAGCCUUUUCCGAACACCGUCCAUCAGCUUUCAUAGCAAGAGAAACAGCGAGCUGCGUGCUGAUUCCAACCAAUUAGGUGCAGACAAUCGGAGCCGGCUGUCCGAGCCGAGCUUCAGUGAUGGUUACAACCACAAGGCACGACAUUCUUUUGGAUUUGGCGGACACAAGAAGAAGCUCAGCCGCUCCCAGACAGAGGACUUCGAGAAAGCCCCUACUAACCGCAGCGUUUUUAUCAACUGCAUUAGCUCAGGGACGAAUGAAGGAGAUGAUUCAGGUUUCCUGGAUGAUGUCAGCAGCAGGAGAGCUUCCAAACCGAAAAAACUGCUGCCCAAGUCCUUUUCAGCUCACCAUCGGUUUUCCAAGAACUCUAACCAAGUUGAAAAGAGUCAAGGUAAGGAUGAUACUCCCAAGACAGGAACUCCAGGUUCCUGGCCUGGUGAACUUGCAGAGAGCUCGCUACAGUCUCCCAUCGUUUCUGAGGACCGCACGACAGCCAUUACACCCUCAGACUUUGUCCAUGUCACUGAGGACACAGUCUCUGAAGUGGAUGCUUUGCCUGUUCCAAGUCCAGCCGAAGUUCCUGCUGAGAAUAUCAGUCAUGGUGUUUCUACCUCACAAACAUGUGCCAAACCAGAUCAGGGUGCUGAAGAAAAGCCUACACUGCCAGAUAUGAGCCAAAAUGCCAAAACACAAUGUGAUAGUACAAUGGUACAAACCGAACCAGUAACACUUAAUACAGCAGAGGAGCAGCACCAGGAACAGAUCAAGGCCAGUGAAACUGAACUGAACCAAGGGCUGAGCGAGGAGAGCAGCUCCAACGCAGAGCCCAGAGAAAGAACACGCAGAACCGCUGUGAUGGGCCAUCAGCUAGGAAAACCAGCAGGCCUGGGCAGACUGGAGGGCAGACCAAGUUAUCUGAGGAAACCUCACACAGUGUCCAUGUGCAGUAGUAUGAGCCCGCGCCGUGAGGUGAUUCGUUUGGAGAGGAGGCUACGUUCAGCUUCAGAGGGAGCCGGAGGUCCAAGACUUCACCUCAACCUUAAAGAACAUACCUGCAUGGAGACCAGCAUGUUGGUCAAACAUAGAACCAACUCCUCGUCCUCCAAGCUGGGCAGUCUGGAUGUUUUAAACAAUCUUGGCUCUUCCGAGCUAGAUGAAGAUGAUCUAAUGCUGGACCUGGAGCUCUCAGAUGACCAGAGACAUCGACACGCUUCUCAAGAAGACUCUAGCCAAUCUCUUGCCUCCUGUCUGAACCUGCUGCCAUCUCCUGUGGAUCUGCCUACAGACCAGAACACUGCCAAGGAGUGCAGGGAGAACAACAGGGAGGCAAGGCCAGUGUCUCUCUCUGUCUCCUGUGAUGACGAUCUGUUUUCUGGGCUGGAGACAUUGCGUUUCAGGCUGAUGCAGCAGGACUGCACAGCCAUGAAAACACUCCUGCUGCGUCUUCGAAGGGUUUUGCAGGAGAGCACUGAGCCCAGCCCUGCCAGCAGCCUUCACUCUUUACCCAUAAGCCCUUGCAGUGAAAAGUCACCAACUUUUAAGGAUCCAGGACGAGAUGAGAGCCACUCCCUGCAGCAGCAGCUGAAAGAGAGAGAUGAGUUGAUCCUGCUUCUGCAGACUGAGCUGGAAGCUGCCCGUUCUGCACAGAAACCCCUUUGGCAAAAAGCUGACAAAACAACCCAGACAGAUCCUCUAGCCCCAGAGGCUGUAUAUUCAAGUCGAGCCACAGGCAAUAUUAGCAGCAGCAGUCUUCCGAGGGAGCGACGGUCAGCCCGAUUGUCCAGUUGGGGAGAAGAGCGCUAUAGUGGAGGAUUAGGUACUCGAGAUCCUGCUGCAAUUCAGAGGAGAUCUGAACAAACACACUCGUCGUCAUCUGAGGUAACUACUCCAAGAAAACUGGAACAUCUAGGUCCCUCUCAGAUUCCUCGUGCCGUGGUGAGCGGCAGCUCAUGCAGCCUUUCAUCAGACAGCGAGAGACUCACCAUGCCAAGGCCACACUCGUCAUUCAGCGGGCGUCUGGGCCAGCCACCACGCGGACCGCUCUCCCUGCACAUGUACAGCCGCAAGAACGUCUUCCUCCAGCACUCACUCUACACGACCGAAUUGCAGGCGCUCGGCCAGCAGGAUGCUUAAAAACACACACACACACACAUACAAAAACACGCAUUUUAAAUUCGACUUCUGCACUUAUCAUCAAUCCGUCUGCCUCUGCAGCUGUUUGACCUCUGUGCGGUUUGGACAGAUCCGCAAUCUAGCUUCUGCGGCUAGCAUAAAAACGCCAUCAAUUUUCUGCUGACCCUGAUUGACCUGCACAGGUAGAGUUCAUUACACAGCUGUGUGACAAGGCCAGUAUGUCAGAGUAGUAGGUCUGAUGCCAAUUUCUCUGACCCUGUUGAAAGACUGGGAGAUCAAUCUACAUUUCUUUUUUUUUUUUUUUUUUUUUAUCUUUUUCUUCUUCAAAUCUGUAACUAUAUUUUAUUUAUUUAUUUAUUUUUAUCUGAGUAGUAGUAGUAGUAGUAGUGGUAGUAGUAGCAGUGAUGUGUUUCUUUGUGUAUCUCUAAUUAAGCUUAGCAUAUCCACUUACCUCUGUUGAUUGGCAAAGAAAAGAAAAAUACUGGCGAGCGUUUAUGAGAACAUACCAGGCUUCGGUAGAACUGAUGUGACAAACACUUAUGUGUCUUAUAUCAAAUCCAGCUGUGCUUAAUGUCGAAUUAGUCAGAGAUCUGUGUGUAUGGGAUGUAAACAUUCAUAAUUUACCCACCAGCAUCUUUUUUGCACCAAUGAAUGUGGUCCAUGCACAUGUUGCCAACUCGUAUCCUCUGAGGGAUUUUAAGCGCUUGCUGCUAGCUGGGAAUAAUUUUAACACUCAUUAACCUUUACUAAUUGCAUGCUACUUUGUAAUUUUUUUUUUUACAUAAUGUGAACAGAACUUGAGCUUUUUGUACAACGGCUUAGAAAUAGCUCUUGCAGUAUUUUAAUAAGAAGCAGUAAGAGCUUCUAGUGAUCACCACUGCCUCGUCUAUAAAUAGACACCAGGUGAGUUGAUUUUUUUUUUUACACUCGACUCAUGUGACUCGCAGACACAACUGUUCUUGUCCUACAUAAUGUAUGAUAACUGUCGACUCUCAGUCCAUCAGUCUUCAUGUUUUUAAUAGAUAAAGCACACUAAACUUCACAAAUGGUGCAUAUGAGCUACAUUUAUGAAACUUGAUUUUAAAAAAAUACAUUAAGAAACUGAUUCAUGUUCUGUGACACUUGGAUAAAUGGGAAAAAACUGUACACGCUGUACCUGGAGUUUGGUUUUAUAUACAUAUAUACAUUUUUUUCCCUGUCCGAUGUUGGGACAGCUUUGCACUUCGGACCAAUGAACAUCGAAGGGCAUUCAGAGGGGAAGGAAACCCUGAAGAAACUUACUUCUAUCUAUCCAGCAGGUCUGCUCCCGGAGGUCUGCUGUUCCACUUACAGCAAUCUGCUGGGAGCGGCAGCGUUCUCUCUCUCUCUCUCUCUCUCUCUCUCUCUCUCUCUCUCUCUCUCAGCCCUACUUGUACAGCUUUGAGAGAGAGAAAGAUUUAGCAUGCUCUCACCAUCACCUUGCUGUGAUCUCAAUAUCAUCCCUCUGUGAAACUGGAACAUGCUUCCUACGUGAUUCAAGAAUGACCUUGCAAGAAUGGGGACUGCACUUCCCUUGAACAUUUGCUUUGACUGAUACUGUUAUGACAGAACUUAAACUCAAAACGCAUGUUUAAAGAGAUAAGCAGCUUUCAUGUAAGUGUUACUCAAGCAUUUUCCCUCCAGCUGUUAAUUGGCAUAAAAACCUUUCAAGGUAAAUGCCGUGAUGUCACAAGCAGGAGUAAUUAAUUACCGAGUGCGAAGUGAGAAAUGAGCAGAAUAAAUGGCACUUGAUAAAUGUUGAUCAUUCAAAAGACUGUAUGUAUGAAACACAUUCUCUGAACCGACACUUUAAGUCAAGUAGAUUAGGUAUUUAUUUUAUGCCUUAUUUAUUUAUGUGCAUCGUUGUGAUCUGUCACUCGAAGGUCUUUUUUUGUACAUGGGUACGUUGAAUAACUAGCAACCUCAUAAAGGAUGCUCUCAAUUUAUUAGGAUUUAUUAUCACGCUGGGAAAAAAUGAUCUGUAAAUGAUGUAUUUUCCAAGAUGUACAGAGUUCAUUUAAUAACAGCAUUUUGAAAAAGUGAUUUUAAAACCAUGAUCAAGCUGAGAAUUUAAUAGAAUAUGUUCCUGUACUUUUUUCUCUCAACAGUGAUUUUCACAAUAAUGUUAUGAUUUGUACAUGUAUUAUAUAUAUAAUCUCAUUAAGGAUAAAUAAAAACAUCUCUAAACA
Clarias gariepinus (North African catfish) is the source of this 4688-nucleotide messenger RNA. It is a transcript of the gene ccser1, whose product is annotated as coiled-coil serine-rich protein 1. The record is from RefSeq and is a predicted model, not a curated record. The coding region runs from base 166 to 2481 and encodes 771 amino acids. NCBI's taxonomy places the organism in Eukaryota, Metazoa, Chordata, Actinopteri, Siluriformes, Clariidae. The transcript has 10 exons.